Molecule: messenger RNA, 847 nt
Organism: Olea europaea var. sylvestris
Lineage: Eukaryota; Viridiplantae; Streptophyta; Magnoliopsida; Lamiales; Oleaceae
Exons: 6
Coding region: 72-680 (202 amino acids)
Source: RefSeq, a predicted model, not a curated record
AAUAGUCAAUCAAUCAAGUUCCCCCAUUCUCAUAUUCAGGCAGCCUCUUCAAUCUUCAUCUUGUGCACAAUAUGGCAGCUUCAUCCAAUAAUAUUCAGGCUUUUCUGGCAAUUCUUUUGCUUCUGCUACCCAUGGCAGCAAAAGGAGAUGUUUCAGAUGAUAUGUGUGAAGUAGUGCAAUGUGGAAGGGGAAGUUGCGAGUCAAAUCCCAACGUCCCUUUUAACUUCUCAUGCAACUGCCAAGAUGGUUGGAGACAAACACGUCUUAAUGACGAACUAAAUCUUGAAUUCCUUCCAUGCCUCAUUCCGGAAUGCUCUCUUGACUACUCAUGCAUGCCAUCUGCGCCACCACCUCCACCGUUUCCCAACAAUUCAUCUUUAUCUAACCCAUGUGAUUAUAUCUACUGCGGAGAAGGCACUUGCGAGAGGGAUUCAACUUAUACGUACAAAUGCCAGUGCAAUUACGGUCAUUAUAAUUUGUUCAAUAUCUCGGCUUUUCCGUGUUAUAGCGAUUGUGCCCUUGGAUCGGAUUGCGAAAGGCUAGGAAUUCCGGUCUCUCGCACCACUACGAACCCAUAUGUUAACAAUAAUUAUGGUAAUCAAGGUACAUCGUUUUUGCCAAGAAAAAUGCACUGGGUGGUGAUUUCGCUUAUAUCCAUCGUUAUGUCCCUUUGGAAAUAGCCAUUUCAAAUUACUUAUCUAAUAAAUAUUCAAAGUUAUAUAUAACGUGUGGGACAUUGAUCAAACUACUUCAUAAAUGCACGUGUACAAAAGUUUGAUUGUAUAAAUAAUACUAAGUACAUGGUUUUGUAUAAUAAGUAUUUGUAAAAUUUAAAUGUGUUUGUUGA